GCAGCCGCAGUAGCGGACUGACGAGCGUACGCGCAACUCGCCACGAGUUUCGCGUCGGCGUCGUGCGUGCUUUCAAAUACAACCUUCGUUUAGUGCGGUAUUUGUUGCUUACCUGCCCAAAGUGCAUAACAUUCUACAAAAUGAAGUUCCACAUCAAAAUAUUUGAUUUGGUGCCAGCGCGAUUCAACAUCGCCCUAAUGAUGUUCUUCGCGUGCUGGGUCAACUACAUGAUGCGAGUAAACAUGAGCGUCAAUAUCAUCGCCAUGGUGCCUGAUGACAGUAACUCUACAUCAGUGAAGUCAGAAUGCGAGGCCAUAGUGACGGACGACAGCGCGCUGCUAGAUAAUACGAGCUCAACAAUGAUCACCAAGCGGCUGCUCCGCCAGCCGGACGGCGUGAUAACAUUUGAUUGGACGGCGCAGCAACAGGCCUAUGUGUUAUCGGGCUACUUUUGGGGAUACGCCAUCACUUGUUUGGUGGGAGGAACGGCGGCAGAACUAUGGGGCCCCAGGAAAGUAGUGUUCCUCACAAUGCUACUCAGCGCCCUUCUGACCACGCUGACCCCUCAAGCUGCAAGACUGCACUACCUGGUUCUCGUUGCGACUAGAUUCGUCAUGGGACUAGCCGCAGGUUUCCUGUUUCCCGCCCUCCACGCCCUAGUGGCGCACUGGGCGCCCCCUGCUGAGAAGGGCAAGUUUGUGAGCGCGCUGCUGGGCGGCGCGAUCGGCACAGUGGUCACCUGGUCGCUCACUGGACCACUUAUCGAAAACUUCGGCUGGGAUUACGCAUUUUACAUUCCAGGAGCCAUUGCCUUCGUUUGGUGUGUGGCGUGGUGGGCGCUAGUGUAUGACUCGCCCGUGCAGCACCCUCGCAUAUCCGACAAGGAAAAGAAGUACAUACUCGAAGCUAUCGGCGACAAAGUGCAGCAAAACUCACAUAAUAAGGUCGUACCCCCAUUCAAGAGCAUUCUCACCUCAUUCCCGUUCCUGGCGAUGGUGAUUCUUCACUACGGGAGCAACUGGGGCCUGUAUUUCGUGAUGACCGCUGCACCCAAGUUUGUGUCGAGCGCGCUGGGCUUCAACCUGACCUCCACGGGCACAUUGGCGUCGCUACCGUACCUCGCUAGAAUGAUCUUCUCAUUGGUCUUCGGAGCUAUUGGCGACAGAAUCGUGAAACAAAACGUGGUGUCCACAACGUUUAUGAGGAAGUUCUUCUGCCUGUUCUCCCAUGUGCUGCCAGGGCUCCUACUCAUAGGCCUUGGCUACACUGGAUGCGCGCCCGUCCUCUCUGUCGCACUCAUCACCUUCUCCAUGGGCUCGAACGGGGCGGCAACACUCACAAACCUGGUGAACCACCAGGACUUGGCUCCGAAUUUCGCAGGAACGUUGUAUGGAAUUGCGAACGGAAUCGGAAACACAGCUGGAUUCGUGACUCCGCUCGUCACGGCGCAUUUCACUAAGAGCGGGAACGGCUUCUCAGAAUGGCGGCCGGUGUUCAUGACCGGAGCAUCGCUUUACAUCGCUUCUGCACUUUACUUCAUCUUGUUCGGGACGGGAGAAACGCAGGAAUGGAACUAUGUGCCCGUAGUUGAAGAGGACGAGAGAGAUAAGAGGCCGAGCGCGAAUUCAACCGACACCACAGUUACUAUCCCUGUUAAAUCGUAGACUAUAGUUGAGAAUGUGACUUUCUUAGUGUUGUUAUGCAUUAUUCGUAAUGAGAGCAUAUCUGUAAGUAUUACAUACAGAGCAGAUGAUGACAUACUUAUAUAAAAUUUAAUAGAAUUUGAGGAUACUCUAGGGAAUAGCAAAAGAGUAUUAGGUACAUAUUGUGUACAACCGCCUCUGAGCUGCAUGUUAUAUAGUAAAUUGUUAACCGAGGAGUGAAAUGAUGCCUUUCACCCGAGUUAAACACUCUACUUAUCAUUUCGAAUACGAGGAAAGUAAAAUGCAUGUGUUUUUUAAAAACAUGAACUAAGUAUACAUUUUUAUAGUAUUUUUGAGGGUACUUUCAAUUAACAAUUUAGGCAAAAGUACCUAUCGUUAUUUAUGGAAUGAGGAGUCAAAUAUCUGAAUGGAAAUUGUAUAACAAAUCCAAUUAUACCCAAAUUUCAAUUGUUUAUCGAAAAAAAAUCGUACUUAGAACCUAAAAUGCAGAAACGUAUCAUUUUCUGCACACAUUUUAGAACAAUAAUGACCCUAUUUAAGAGCAUGAGAAAUGAAAAAUUAAUUUAUAAGAGCUUUCGCAGUAUGCCAACGAAAGUACGUAUUACUACUUGUUAUAUUUCCUUUCAGCUCUUGUUAUCAAUUAGGGAACAUAAACAAAUUGUCGUUUUUACUGGUUUGACACGAUAAAUAUAGGUACAGUCACCACACGGGAUUGUUAUUCCAUUUAGGGUUCUUGCCAAAUUGGAAGUUCUAUAGCGUAAGUAAACAAUCAAUUUAGCUAAAUAGGGCCCUAAAUGGCGCAACAAUCGCUGAGCGCGAUGGUACAUUUCGCCUAAUCUGGAUUAGCAAAAAAUUAAAUAAAAAAAAUAUAAUUUUGGUUAAAUUAUUUUGGUUUGAGUACUUACAUCUCAGAUAAUUGUAACAUACUAACCGAAUUAACCGAAACGACUCAAUGAAUCUACUAUUGAGUUAAAAAUGUGACAGAGGUACCCACUUAGUUGUAUGUUAUGUUGUAUUUGACUACUUUUAUACAGUACUUUGGUUGUCAUUAAAAAUAAAAACAGCUGCAAACAAUAGUCCGAGACCUCGAUUCUGAAAUAUUCGAGAUAGUAUAGGGUUGAUUUAGAAUUUAUCAUUUUAGCUUAGCUUCGUUUACAAUGUUGAGAGUAUUUAUGGUAAUGAGCAAGCAACUGGAUAGACUAUUAAGUACUUACACCUUUAAGUAUAAGAGAACUACAUAGGUAUAGGUACAUAUUAGACUUUAUUACUGGAGUUCAGAAAUAAAAAGCUAGAUGCGUGUAAGUAUUGAAAAAAAAAAUACAAUUACAUAUGUGUUUAAAAUAUUGUGUAAUUUAUUUCGUCGUCUUUAUUUAAUUAUUAAGUAUUUAUGACGAGCUGUUUUGGUCUUAGUUAUAUUUUUAUUUAAUAUAAAUUAUAAUAAAAAAAUGUACAUUUAUACAUAUUUUAAAAUGAAUGAAACACAAAAUUUUACUUAAAUGGAUAAAGUAGGGUUCAAGCAUGGUACCUACAAAAUGUAAGCUGAAUUUUUAUGUUAUGACUGUGGACAUAUUUAUACGACUGUGAUGAAUUAAGCUUGCACGUAAAUGUAAAUUAUUUUUUAAAUAAAUAUUAUUGACUUAAAA
Molecule: messenger RNA, 3307 nt
Organism: Cydia fagiglandana
Lineage: Eukaryota; Metazoa; Arthropoda; Insecta; Lepidoptera; Tortricidae
Exons: 9
Coding region: 141-1664 (507 amino acids)
Biological process (GO): monoatomic anion transport; transmembrane transport
Cellular component (GO): membrane
Molecular function (GO): transmembrane transporter activity
Source: RefSeq, a predicted model, not a curated record